UGUUAUUUUAUGACAUUUAUUUGUAAAACUAAUACUAACGCUUAUAAUAUAGUUCAUUGUUUAUUGUUUAUCGUAUUUUUAAAAAAUAUAAAUAAAAUUUAAUAAAAUGAGUUUUUCCAGUGAUGAAGUAAAUUUUUUAGUGUAUCGGUAUUUGCAAGAAUCAGGUUUUCAACAUUCUGCAUAUACUUUUGGCAUAGAAUCCCACAUUUCACAAAGUAAUAUAAAUGGCGCUUUGGUGCCGCCAGCAGCACUCCUAAGCAUUUUACAAAAAGGAUUACAGUAUACAGAAGCUGAAAUAAGUGUCGGCGAAGAUGGGUCUGAGCAAAGGCUUCCGGAGAGUCUCAGUCUCAUUGACGCUGUUAUGCCAGAAGUCGUGGCCAGUAGGCAAAAUCAACAGAAUCAACAUAAACAAGCUAUUAAAACAGAAUCUGCUGAAAAUGCAAACGGAGAAGAAUCAACAAAUACAACAACAGCAACACAAGAAACAAUGGAAGUUGAUCGGUCAAUUGAAAUACCUGCAUCAAAAGUGACAGUAUUACGUGGACACGAAAGCGAAGUAUUUAUUUGUGCUUGGAAUCCAAGUACUGAUUUAUUAGCCAGUGGAUCCGGAGAUAGCACAGCUCGAAUUUGGGAUAUGUCGGAUAACUCUGCACGGCCUAGUCCUAAUCAAUUGAUACUGAGGCAUUGCAUUCAGAAAGGUGGAACAGAAGUACCGAGUAAUAAAGAUGUUACAUCACUGGAUUGGAAUUGCGAUGGAUCUUUGCUGGCUACUGGAAGUUAUGAUGGAUACGCUAGGAUUUGGAUGAUUGAUGGACGUCUUGCAAGCACUUUAGGGCAACAUAAAGGUCCAAUUUUUGCUUUGAAAUGGAAUAGACUGGGAAACUAUAUUUUAUCAGCCGGGGUUGACAAAACUACAAUUAUUUGGGAUGCAGCAAGUGGUGAAUGCACACAACAAUUCUCAUUUCAUUCUGCGCCCGCUUUGGAUGUUGACUGGCAAACAAACACAUCAUUUGCAAGUUGUAGUACGGAUCAGUGUAUUCAUGUUUGCAAACUAAAUGUUGAUAAACCCAUUAAAAGUUUUCAAGGGCAUACAAAUGAAGUUAAUGCUAUCAAGUGGGAUCCACAAGGACAACUUUUAGCAUCCUGUUCAGAUGAUAUGACUCUUAAAAUUUGGUCAAUGAAACAAGAUAAUUGUGUACACGACUUACAAGCACAUUCUAAAGAAAUUUAUACAAUAAAGUGGUCUCCAACAGGACCAGGAACACACAACCCUAAUAUGAAUUUAAUAUUAGCCAGCGCAAGUUUUGAUUCCACUGUUCGUUUGUGGGAUGUUGAAAGAGGAACUUGUAUACAUACAUUGACAAAACACACAGAACCAGUAUAUUCAGUAGCUUUUAGUCCAGAUGGAAAAUUCUUGGCUUCUGGUAGUUUUGAUAAAUGUGUUCACAUAUGGUCUACACAAUCAGGACAGUUGGUUCAUAGUUAUAAAGGAACUGGUGGUAUAUUUGAAGUAUGUUGGAAUUCAAAAGGUUCAAAAGUAGGAGCAAGUGCAUCGGACGGUAGUGUAUUUGUUCUAGAUCUCAGAAAAUUGUAAUUUAAUUAGAUAAUUCUUAAUAGUGAUUUUAAUGCCCAGUAAUAAUCAUUACUUAUUACUUAGCAGUAAAAAAUGAAACCAAGCUAUGAGCAACAUUUAUUUCUAAUUGCUAAUUUUAAAUGGUGGGUGUGAUAAGUUUGAGUAAGAUGAAUAAACUAUA
Molecule: messenger RNA, 1754 nt
Organism: Ctenocephalides felis (cat flea)
Lineage: Eukaryota; Metazoa; Arthropoda; Insecta; Siphonaptera; Pulicidae
Product: F-box-like/WD repeat-containing protein TBL1XR1
Exons: 8
Coding region: 107-1594 (495 amino acids)
Biological process (GO): regulation of transcription by RNA polymerase II
Cellular component (GO): histone deacetylase complex
Molecular function (GO): protein binding; transcription corepressor activity
Source: RefSeq, a predicted model, not a curated record